GAGACGACGCGGCGCUGUGGUGCUUCGUCUCUCUCCGCCGAGCGGCGACGACGCGCCACGAAAACCAAAGCGCCAGGCGUCGAGGCGGUCGAGGCAGCCCCCGGACCACGUCGACACGGUCGGGCAGCGGAGGCGCUACACAUCGCGCAGCACAGCAUAGCACACGAUGCCCGCGGCGCCGGGCAGCCCCCACAGCCCGGGCAGCCCGAGCAAAGCGCGAGGCCUGAAGGUCAAGGCCGUGAUCAAGUUCGGUGAUAGAACGUCGACGCUGACGAUACCCUGUGGCGAUGGCAAACGAACCGUAAGGUGGUUGGGCGUAGUAGCAGCACAACGCUUCGUGCUCGACGGCGCGGCGAAAGGUAAAGUCCGGUCGAGGGAACGGGGCCACACCAUGAGCAAAGCGCAAAUACUCCCGCGGAACGUCUCCACAAGUUCAGAGGCCUUCGCGCAUCCGGACGCGCUGGUCAAGGACAUUUGCGUUGACGGCGACGAGGUCUUCGUGGAGCUCGAUUCCAAGGUUGUGAUGGACGCGGCCAUGCGACCGAUUCGGAGUAAUUGGCAGGUCGUCGCGUUCCAGCGCAACAACGAAGAUGGUCGAAGGCGAGCCUUAGCGGAUGAGUUUUCGAAGCGAGAGCAGAAGAAGAGUGAGGCGUUGAUGCGGGAGGCCACGGCACGAGGCUUGGUGGAGGACGCGAAGGGCGACAAGAUGCGGAAUCUCAUCCAUCCCCAACUGUUACAGACGCAGCAUUUGGGUCUGGCGGUCGAGCAGCAGUGGGGCGAGAUGGACCGCAACGGCUUGAUGGGGCGCUGGAUCCGCCAGGGCAAGGACCAAGAGCGCGUGAAGAGGUGCCUCGCGAAGCACUACCUGCAGCUUUGUGAGCUAUUUAAAUUCUACGGCGCGUCGGUCGGCAUGGCCGAUCAACACUUAGUGGAGUUCGUGGAGUUCUCGGCGUUUGCGCGCGAUGCCGGAGUGUACGGCGGCGCGCGGUCGCCCAUCGACCAUGCCUUGCUGACGGAGUGCUUCGCCGAGGCGUGUGAAAUACCAGUCACCAAUGUCGUGGAAGCACACAUGGCUUUACCUCAAUUCUUAUCGGCCGUGAUUUGGUUGGCCGAAGUCGUAAAACAUUCGGGGCACACCGGUUCGCAUCAGCGCGAGGAGUUGCAAGCCCUGACGGAGACGGCGAAUCGGCAGCGGUCCCUGGCCAUGCGGCGGGCCGUUGGAGGUGCUGGUGUGGGCGAGAAGCUUGAGAGGUUCCUCCAUGAGGAGAUUGAUUCGUGUGUGCACAAACGCGCGACGCAGCUCAUCGGCUUGGUGGCCAAACAGCAUUUAGGAGAACAAAGAGUCCUGGCGCGGUUCUGGGAAAGGCACCAUGAACUGCGGGCUAUUUAUGCGACGUAUGCUGCGGAAGCUGCUGAUUGGGACCCGCGGGACUGCACGACGCAUCGCCUAUCGUUUGCGAAUUUUCAACUGUUGGUGGAGGAUUCUGGUUUGCUAGAGUCGUCCGGUCCGAAGGAUGAGCUAACCAGAAGGGAGGUGCGCCGGGCCUUCGCGGGCGCUCGCACGGAAGUGGAUCAUGAAAGCGACCACCCGCUGCAGCCGAAGAAGGCGCCACAACCGAAGAAGAAGCCAUCUUCUCUGGACGGCCGCGGCUCGAUGGGCUCGCGCGGCUCGAAGAAGUCGCGCGGCUCUUUGACGAAGGCCUCGUCCGGCCGGAGGUCUAGAGAUGAACCCCCAGUGGACGACUCGGAGAUGCUCUCCUACGCCGAGUUCUGCGAGGCCGUGCUCCGAUUGGCCAUGCUCAAGUGGGAGGACGCCGGCCACGCGCUCGACGACUCCGUCUCGAAGGUUAGGGAUGCGAUCGCCCAGAUUUGCCAACGGUGCACGAACGCCGCGUCUCCCACCAAACGCGGCCGCAAGUAGUAGUGGCUCCCCCCUCUGAGUAAGACUGAUGACACAU
Messenger RNA from Pelagomonas calceolata, 1958 nucleotides. The record is from the annotation of a GenBank genome assembly. Lineage: Eukaryota; Pelagophyceae; Pelagomonadales; Pelagomonadaceae.